AUGUCUUCACUACAGCAUAGCAGAGGUGUUCAUACAGCACGCGUCGCUUUCCUCUAUCAAGCCAUCGAGUCGCCAAUCAUCAAUGGCGUGCGCAAGCCAAUGAAGCCUGGUGGUACGUCUGGAUAUUCCAAACACAUGUUGGAGUAUGCAUUGACUUUGAUCANNGGCUACCAAGACGGGUGCGCCGAUAUGGCCUUCAACCUGCGCAACCAACCCGGCAUCGACAUCAUCACGCCCAUCGACUCUCCCGAUCCUCGCGAACACGUCGGCUGGAGCUUCCCAGACUCUGAGGAUGGCAUCCUUGCCGCGCUGCAGAAGGGAGCUACGCAUCUGUUCGCCAACACCGUCGUCUUUGCCAGUCAUCCACUUCAAACAUCUGCAAGAGUAGGGGGAUAUCAGGAUACAGUCAAAGUCGUGGGACAUGCGCCGUGCAUGGUAGAGGUUUAUGAUGACAAACACUACGUCAACGACAUGUUGCGCAAGUCUGGCAACUUCACUCUGCCUCGUGGUUGGCUGGUCGAGGACGAUGGUUCAGAUCUAGCCGCAAAGCUCAACUCUCUAGACCUGCACUUGCCCGUCGUUGGCAAACCAGUCCGCGGCCGCGGCAGCCACGGCGUCAAAGUCUGCAACAGCACCCAAGAACUACUUGCACACAUAACUUCCCUAUUCGCAGAGUCUCCAGCCGUAAUCCUCGAAGACUAUCUCGCUGGCGAAGAAGCCACAGUAACGAUUUUGCCGCCUUCAGAGGAUAAUCCAUCUUACCGCGCUUUACCUAUCGUCCUGCGUUCUGGCCAUACAAACGGUGUAGUACCCUACAACGGCAUUGUCCCCGUGACCGCAAACUCACGCGCCGUCACUGCAGACGAAUACGCAAAAGAUGCUACUUAUUCAGCGAUUGCGGCAGAGUGCGAGAAUGUUGCCAAGGUGUUGGGUGUAACUGCUCUCAUGCGGAUUGACGUGCGUCGCGUUUCUGCACAGCCGGGCUCUAAAUUCGCGCUGUUUGAUGUGAAUCCGAAGCCAAAUAUGACAGGUCCGGGACGGCCUGGGAGAGAUGAUCAGGCGAGUUUGAGUGCGAUUGCUGCUGCAGAGGUGGGAUGGGAUUAUGCGAGAUUGUUGACUGAGAUGGUGGGGACUGCUCAACCUUUGCGUCGCCUGAGAGAAAUGCAACCGGAUGCUGCAUAG
Messenger RNA from Aureobasidium vineae, 1182 nucleotides. The record is from the annotation of a GenBank genome assembly. Lineage: Eukaryota; Fungi; Ascomycota; Dothideomycetes; Dothideales; Saccotheciaceae.